Molecule: messenger RNA, 6134 nt
Organism: Talpa occidentalis (Iberian mole)
Lineage: Eukaryota; Metazoa; Chordata; Mammalia; Eulipotyphla; Talpidae
Gene: FAM169A
Product: family with sequence similarity 169 member A
Exons: 14
Coding region: 183-2192 (669 amino acids)
Source: RefSeq, a predicted model, not a curated record
UCGCCCUAGAGCCGCCGCCGGCUCCAUUCAUUCCGCGGCUCCGCCUCCUUCCCGGCCCCGGCGGCUCGCGGGGCGCGUCCGAGUCAUAUUCUGCUUGCCUGCUACACCCCGCCUUGACCUGUAGCUAUGUCUUACUGCACACAGUCACCUAGGUGGUAUAGUAGUGUCUUUACUGUAAUAGGAUGGCAUUCCCUGUGGAUAUGCUGGAUAAUUGCAGCCAUGAGGAACUGGAAAGUUCUGCUGAAGAUUACAUGUCAGAUCUUAGGUGUGGGGACCCUGAAAAUCCGGAGUGUUUUUCUCUUCUCAAUGUUACGAUUCCUAUUAGCCUGUCAAAUGUAGGCUUUGUACCUCUUUAUGGUGGUGAUCAGACCCAGAAAAUCCUUGCUCUUUUUGCACCUGAAGACUCACUCACAGCUGUGGCACUUUACCUUGCUGAUCAGUGGUGGGCUAUUGAUGAUAUUGUGAAAACAUCUGUCCCUUCUAGAGAAGGGCUUAAGCAGGUGAGAACUCUUGGGGAAAGAGUGGUUCUGUAUGUUCUCAAUCGAAUUAUUUAUAGAAAACAGGAAAUGGAGAGAAAUGAGAUCCCAUUCCUGUGUCAUAGCAGUACUGAUUAUGCUAAGAUACUGUGGAAGAAAGGAGAGGCCAUUGGGUUUUAUUCUGUUAAGCCUACAGGAAGCAUAUGUGCCUCAUUUCUUACCCAAAGCUACCAACUGCCAGUUCUUGAUACAAUGUUUGUAAGAAAAAAAUACCGAGGCAAAGAUCUUGGGCUUCAUAUGCUAGAGGACUUUGUUGAUUCCUUUACAGAAGAUGCACUGGGCUUGCGUUAUCCAUUGUCGUCUCUCAUGUACACAGCUUGCAAGCAAUACUUUGAAAAAUACCCAGGAGACCAUGAACUCCUUUGGGAAGUUGAAAGUGUUGGCCACUGGUACCAGCGAAUUCCGGUCACCAGAGCAUUACAGAGAGAAACACUUAAAAUUGCAGCAACCUCUCAAAAUGAAGCUAAAAGACCUAUGUCUGGAGAUUAUGGUCUUUUGCCUGUUCCAGAAUAUGAAGCAGAAACUGAAGACAAUCAGUCCAGUGAGAUGCAGUUAACUAUUGAUUCUCUAAAAGAUGCCUUUGCAAGCACUUCUGAAGGUCACAAUAAAACACCUGUUUCCACUCGUACCCGAAGUAGUCACCUAAAGCGGCCAAAGAUUGGAAAGCGGUUUCAGGAUUCUGAAUUUAGUAGUUCUCAAGGUGAAGAUGAAAGGAUUUCCCAGAUUUCACCUACAGCUUCAAUAAACAAAUUGGAGUCUACUGCACGCACAUCAGAGAGCUCAGAAGAAUUCCUGGAAGAACAUGAACAGGGCGUGAUUGAAUUUGAUAAUGAGAGCAGCGACCGAGAUGCCCGACCAGCACCUGAAGCCCAGGCACGCUUGGAGAAGCAAGAUGGUGAAAAGGAAUCUGAAUUAGAGCCUAUGAAUGGUGAAAUAAUGGAUGAUACUCUUAAGACCUCACUUACAACUGAAGAGGAAGACUCCACUAGUGAAGUUUUAGAUGAAGAGUUAAAAUUGCAGUCUUUCAAUUCCAAUGAAGACUCUACAAAUCUUGUUCCAUUGGUGGUAGAAUCUUCAAAGCCUUCUGAGGCUGUUGCACAGGAUAAGACCUCAAAUAUAACUGACUCAGAAAUAAUGCUAGAGGAAGGCCCAUCUGAUGAAAAGGGGCACGCUGAGGAGAAAUCAACACUAGUUUCAAGAAAGAAAGCUCAUUUUGGGAGUUCAGACAAUGCUGCUACUACCCCGAAUGAAGAACGAUCUGAUAGUGGUUUUCCAAGCUCUGUGAUAGCUGAAUUUUCUGAAGAAUCGAUUUCUGAAAACUUAUCACCCCAUACUACUUCCUCACUGGAAGACCAGGGUGAAGAGGGGGUAACUGAGCCCCAGGAAACAUCUUCUGCUCUUCCUCAGAGUUCUUUGAUAGAGGUGGAACUCGAAGAUGUGCCAUUUUCACAGAAUUCAGGACAGAAAAACCAGUCAGAGGAACAGUCUGAAGCAUCUUCUGAGCAACUGGAUCAAUUUCCACAAUCAACAGAAAAAACUGUGGAUAGCAGCUCAGAGGAAAUAGAAGUAGAAGUGCCUGUUGUAGACAGGCGGAAUUUAAGAAGAAAGGCCAAAGGGCAUAAAGGACCUGCUAAGAAGAAAGCCAAGCUUACAUGAGUGAAGAAGAAAUAUAGAUGAUAAAUCCUCUUCUUUGUAACAUAAUUGUUUUUAAAAUAAGGCAAUUAAUAAACAGCAUGGGGCAUAGGACAAAAAUUUCCAAAAUUUCAAUUUGAACUUAUUUAUGAUGCAGUUUUCCCUUCCCCUUAGGGCCUAUAGUGACCAUUCUUUUUAAUUUUUUGGGAUAUUUUGUGUAAAUAGUUUUCUUUUUUUUAUUAGCCAUGUUUCAAUUUUGGGAAACCAGAUCAUAGUAUAUUUUCUUUAGUAGUUGGGGACAUCUGACCAUUAAUACUUCAAAAAAAUAUAUAGUAAAAACUUUGAAAGUAGUAGGCUUUCCAUUACUUGUAAGGAUCACUGAAAUCUUUUAUACAAAGGGUUUUAAUAGUAAACUUGGUGAGGGUUCUAGAAGUUUUAUUUUAAAUACCAAGCUAGUCACCAUUUUUUAAAACUUAGGCAUGCCUAAACAAAAAUGUCAAUAAAUCAGAAUAAAUAUAACUUUAACUCAAUGAGAGCACAAAUAAAGAAAUUUAAGAUCAAAUGCUUAAAGAAGGUGAUAUUUUGGCCUCAAUUCUAGCUGUAGAUGCGGUUUCUACCUUAGACUGUGGAGUACACACACAAUCUGUAUCUAGUUCUCUCUCUCUCUAACAUCUGAUAUUAAUAGUACUUCUAGGGAUUUAACUUUGUCAUGUAGGUACUAAUAUAAUUAUUUAAAAUUUCAUUUGAAGUAUUACUUUGCCUUAAUUUUUGUUUCUAUAUAUUCAGGUACAAGCUUAAAGGGUAUUCUUUCACCUUUAAUUAGGUAUAUAUUCCAACCAAUACAUUUUAACUUGAACUAUCCUGUUGUGAUCAGAGAAAUAAACUGGGAAUAAUACUUUUGUCCUCACCCGGUUAAUGUGUUGUACUCCAGAGAUAUGAGACUCCUCCUUAAGACUAAUUCUCCUUAGUUUUCAUCUACUUGCCUAACUCGUGGAGUAAUACCUGUCAAAAGAUCAGCCUGCCUGCCAGGGUAAAUAAAGCCCCGGCAUCCAUUUUGAGGUAGGUUUGUAAUCGUGUCCUAUGACCUUAAACCUAGGUAGCGGAAAUAAUGCUGCCCUAAGACCUGUCCUUACAAGAUUGGAGGCUUCUCUGUCUCCGUGGUCUUGCUCACUCUUCAUUUGUUCUGAGGAAAAGCUUGCAGGCUUGCCUGUAUGCAUAUAUUGUGUUGCCACUGCAAGCCUUUGCCUGGGAAAAAUAAAAAUGAAGAAACCUCAACUUUAAAUUUUUGCAGUUUAUUUUUAAUGAACAAAAUGGUCUUAGAAUCCAGUCUCUCAACAAUUCUACUCUUUUGAAGUAUUAGGUGUACUCAGAUUUGCACCUACGUUGGAGAAUGCUUUCAGACCAUUUAAAAUGUUUUUAAAACAGCCUAAUCCUCACAUGAAAAAAAAGUGUUAGGAUUUUGUGACAUUGGGGUCUAAUAACAAUUGAUGUUGAAAGUUUAUUCAGUCUAUAGGCAGGUGAUGUCUUUAAUUUUGGGGGGAAUGCUGGUAUUUUAGGAAGACCUAAUUAGUUGAAUUAAAAUCUUGAAGGAAGCAAAAUAGCAAACCCUCUUAUUUGGAGAAAAAUUUGAAACCUUGUAUCCAUUAAAUUUUCUUUAAUUACUGGCUAGAGGUAAACCAGAUUAUUUCACUUAAAAUGAAAAUUAAAGCACUUUCACCAUUUGUUUUUCACCAAUUGCUAAGUGAAAGAAUAGGCAUGACUAAUACUAGAAUGUUUAUCAAAGUUUAUGCCCUUUUAUACAAACUUAAGACCAUAACUAGGGAAAUAAAGAUUUAGUAAAUACUUAACCUUUCUACUUUUAAUUUCUUAAAAUAGAUAUAAAAACCUAACCCUCUUUUUACAUUUUUAUGUUAUUCAUUAUUCUCUUUGAAAUGCCUUAAAAGGGUACAGUUUAAGAAAAUUGAACUGAAAAUUCUUGACCUAUGAAUACAGUUGCCAAGUUAGCAAAAAAUGUUAUUCAUAUAUAAUCACUGGGGACAAAUAGUAUAAACUUGUUAAACUUGUUUGGCUUAUUCUUAGUGCAUUUUAAGCAAUUUCAAAACCUUUUGUUUAGCACACAGGAAAACUUGUUAUUUUCUGCUAGAAAAUGUUAUCUUGGUAUUUAUAAUGGUUGAGUUCAGUCACACAAAGAACCUAAUAUUCAUUUUCAAUAACUUAAGUUCUAUACACAGUGAGUAUAGAGUUUAUAACAAAACUUAUCUGCAAAAGGAAAUCUAAAUAAACUUACUUAGUUUGUGGAGGCAUUGGAACAACGUUCAGAAUUACAGAGAACUGAAAUUUGAUUUCAACCAGCCCGUCUAGUCGUUGAGUGUCCAGUCACAUUCCAUAGUCCUUUGUGAACUGUUUUAAGUCUUGUUUGUGGAGAAGGAGUUUACUUCAGUUUGUGUAAAUACAUAUAUAUAUUUCCUUGUGUAAUAUAAAGCAGACAGUUAUUAGGAAAAUUUUAGUUCAGCUUCCAAGUUUAAAUUAUUCAAUUGCUAGACAUCACAGAAAUAAGCAUAUUUAAGAAUUUAUUGUAAAGCUUCUCUACAACUUUAAGGUGAGAUAGGGCCUAUUAUGAUUUUUUUUAUAAAAUCAAAUAGCAUGACAGAAUGUCACUCUUCUACCUAAAACGAGUCUAUUCUCAUGGUGUUUCCAUUCUGUGCAAAGAAUUAUCACAACAAAGAUAAUUAUUAGUGAUUGAUGGUUUACUUUCAGCUGAUUAUGAACACUAAAGUGGUUUCAGUGACUUUAGAAAAAAAAACUCUUGAAGGUUAAUGAUUGCAUCAAGUUGAAUCUUUACCUAGUGUUUAACUAUCUGCUCUCACUUUCUGCUUUACCCUUAGGGAUUACCUUCUAAGGUUUGGUCACACCAGCAAACUGAAACAGAUCUUACUGUAAAUAAAUGAUUUAUACUAACAUUACUCAUCAGUGUAAUAGUAUUUUAGAAACUUCUGCCUUGUAUGUCCACUAGUAGCAAUAUGGUAACUUAAGGUGUUACCCCGUCUUUCAUGAGUGUGAUUAGUUACAAAUGUUAUGCUUCUGUUUGCACACUUGAUAUCAGGCGAUCUUUGUACAAGUAAUUUGCUUAUUUUUCAUUUAAAAAAAUAAGCAAACCUGUUUUGUAGUAUUCAGUGCUUACCUUUAGUCGAUUUUUUUGUUGUUUAACCUUCCAAAACUUAAGUCGUUCACACAUUCCUCAUGUGUUAGUGGCAGAAUCAUUUGUUAAAAUCUAAUUGUAAGGUUCAACUUCUGUCAUCCUUAAAAAGUGGCUUUAUCAUACUGGAUUGUCAUUUCCAAGGAACUAGGCUUUCUUUUCCUAAUUGUCUCUGUGUUCUUAAACUUCGAUGUUUAUAGAACUUAAAAAAGAUGUUAACCUUAUUCAGAACAGCCAGUCUUACUAAAGUUUGUUUUCCUGGUAGUUUUUUUUUUUUUUUUUUUUUUUUAAAAGCUUAAAAGCAGUGAUUAAACCUUCUAUUUUGUGAUUGUUUCCUGGUCUGUGUUUUGAAAUUCUUUUCUCUUGUUUUAUUGAUGCUAAUGUCUCUAGAUACUGAGUUUGUUUAGAUGCGGAAUGGUUUUGUUAAAGGCACAACUAAUUAUAUUGGUUGCAUUUAAAAGCAGACCGUAAAGAAAUACACAACUUAAAACAAUGCUUAUAGGUUAAUGUAAUACUCAGAUACACUGUAGCUUAAAGCCUUAAACAUUAAUUUGCAUCACGAAAGUGCUUCAAUCGAUAACCCUAAAACAUGACCUUUUUAAUAUUAUCUUAGUAGCUGUAAAUAAAUUUCUUUUUAAGGGUAUCUAUCAGUGUAGUCUUUUUAAAAUGAUUUUAUCUGGAAUUAUUUAAACCAACCAUUCAAAAAGUAUAUACUACCCCAAGUUUAGAAAAUGCUAAAAAUACAAACAUUUUGGAGGGUUUUUUUUUUU